ACUCGUCGUCGAUGCGACAUAUACGCGUGGGUGAUCAGAGGGAACGGCUGUUAUGAAUCCGUCCCCGAUGCGACACAGAUCCAGGCCGGUCACGCGGAAUACAUACGUGCGCGACCUCCCGUUCAAGAAACUGCGUGAGUUGAGUCGUCUGCUCGAUCCAGCGGGAUUUCUCGAUUGGAGAGCAUUGGCUGAACAUAUGCCAGAGUACUCUGCGUUGGAGAUUGGUCUGUUUCAAACGGCCUAUAUGCGGCAGGGAGGAAGUCCCACGAUGGAGCUGCUGCGCGACUGGGGAUCGAGGAAUCGAACUGUUGGCCACCUGGUGGAUCUUUUCAAGGAGAUGAAUCACUCUGAGGCAGCCAAUGCGAUUCUCCCAGGUUCCAUGCCUUCUGUUGUCAAUGAAGUUCCAGGUGUGACUAGAGUCAAUGAUGGUAAUGGCAGUAGCAUGCCGGUUUAUGUUCCUGCUAGCAACCAACCAGCAAGAUCACCUGAAAAUGGUGCUCCUUUGCGCCAUCAUCAUUCAGUUUCAUCAGGAAGCACUUCCAGUGACGAUGUUGCUUGUGUCAAUAGCAUGAGUGAAUCUGCAACUGGUGUAGGGCCACUUCCGACUUCUCCACCAGUUUCACCCUUUCAAAAUCAGCAACAGGUAGCUCCAUCAUUUGAUCCAGCUGGUGUGCCAUCAGUAAUACACACAGAUCAGUCUCUGCUACUCUUUCAACCACCGACUUCUCCACCAUCUGGCAACUUGCAAAUGAAUGUGCGAGUAAUAGAGGACAGGACAACACAAUCUCCACAAUGUUGGCCCGAGAGUGAUACCUCAAUGGCUCCUACUUGUCCAGUGCAAGUUAGUGAUAGUGCAUGCUUUGAGGAUGUUGAACACAGAAGGAGGAUUUUAGCAGAGGCUGCAGAGAGGAGGAUGGAAUCGCUAUCUAUAACAGGGAGUAGAGGCUCUAAUGCAAGCAGUUUACAGCCGGUGAAUGUUGAAUACGAAGUAGUUCGUGCAGCAACGAAUGGGUUUGAUGAACGGCCAUUGGUCGGUGGAGGUAAGAAGUUAGGACAAGGUUCGUUUGGAUCUGUCUAUUACGGCAAACUGGAAAUACGAGGACAGAUGCAUCAAGUUGCAAUCAAGAGAUUACUGAAACAAGAUUUGGAGCAAGGCAAACAGCUAAUGAUCCAGUUUGGGUCAGAAGUUCGUAUCCUAACAUGCAAGGAGCACCCCAAUCUGGUUGUUCUCUUAGGAUACACAGUCAAUGGCUCUGAACCGUGCUUGAUAUAUGAAUACAUGUGUAAUGGAUCGUUGCUGGAUGCUCUUGCUUGCAAGAAUGAGAGGAAGCCACUUCAUUCUGAGAUCAGAGUUUCGAUUGCUGUUGGGUGUGCCAAGGCUUUGUCAUUCUUGCAUGAACAGAAUCCACCUCUUGUGCACAGAGAUGUUAAAAGUGCCAAUGUUCUUUUGGAUGAGGCCUAUACUGCUAAGUUGUCUGACUUUGGAAUUGCUCGUUUCCUUGAUUCUUCUACUAAUUGUGGCACAGAGUGUACAUCGAAAAUUCAAGGAACAAAUGCUUAUCUUGCACCAGAGGCUUCUCGUGGAACAGUCUCAAUAAAAAUGGAUUCAUUUGCACUUUCUGUUGUGUUUCUUGAGUUGCUGACUGGUCUGAAACCUAUGGAUGCAAGCAGAGAGAGUCAGGAUCUUAAGUCGCACAUUGAAGAUGAAAUAGAAAAAGGUGACAAGGUUAGAUUACUAGACAAGACAGCACAGUGGGAAGAGCACAUCGCAUUGCGUUUGUGGGAAGUGUCAGAUGAAUUGUCAGUUGAUAAGAAGAACAAGCGGAAGUCAGUGUCUGAAGUAUUGCCGCAACUUCUAACGCUGCUGAAUGUACAGUGAUUGAAUAAUUUUAAAUGUAGUUAAAAAUUUACAAAUAGUUUUAAAGUUAGCUUGACAUUUACAAAUAGCAAAAACUGUGGAGUGA
Molecule: messenger RNA, 1964 nt
Organism: Corticium candelabrum
Lineage: Eukaryota; Metazoa; Porifera; Homoscleromorpha; Homosclerophorida; Plakinidae
Product: interleukin-1 receptor-associated kinase 4-like
Exons: 9
Coding region: 53-1879 (608 amino acids)
Biological process (GO): signal transduction; protein phosphorylation
Cellular component (GO): plasma membrane
Molecular function (GO): protein binding; protein kinase activity; ATP binding
Source: RefSeq, a predicted model, not a curated record